AUGCCUGCGCGGCUGGACGUGUCGGAUCUCGGGCUGUGCGUGCUCGCGGAGCCGCUGACGGUGGCGGCGUUUGCGCCGUUUGGCGACGUGAUCGAGAACCCGCGGCCGGACGUGCAGCCGGGACAGUACGGCGAGGCGUUUGGGUCUGUCUUGUCUGCAGCACCUUUCCAUCCCGUCUCGGCCAACCAGGGCUCGGCCAUCAAGUACCAGCACGUGUCGCGGCUUGCCGACCGGUAUGCAGCCGACGGCGCGCCCAGCGGCCAGCCCUCGGCCGCGGUGGCCAACGUGUUUGUGUGUGCAGCAAGGACGCUGGUAGAGGAUCCCGAGCACAGCAGACACGGAGGAGCUGGCCUCUUUCCUGUCACCAUCCUCGAGCGUCACCCCUACACGACGCAGACGUUUGUACCGCUGACGGCCCGCGGCAACACGCGCUACCUCGUCAUCGUGGCGCCGACGCUGGCGAGCAAUGGCCCCUCCUCCUCGCAAAGAGACAGACGCGGCCCGCCGGACGUCCACAACCUACGCGCGUUUGUGGCCCGCGGCGACCAGGCGGUGACGUACGGUGCCGGCACAUGGCACGCACCCAUGGCGGCGCUCGGCGCGUCCGGCACCAGCGUGGCCUACGCGGUCUUCCAGUUUGCCAACGGAGUCGGACCCGAGGACUGCCAGGAAACGGUGCUGGACGGCGGCAGUAGGGCCCAGCAGCAGCCGUGGUCGGCAGUGACGGUGCGGGUACCGGCAACAGGCUGUGUGGCGAAGCUGUAA
This is a messenger RNA of Grosmannia clavigera kw1407, 765 nucleotides long. Its product is annotated as ureidoglycolate hydrolase. Gene Ontology annotation, molecular function: ureidoglycolate hydrolase activity; ureidoglycolate lyase activity. Bases 1 to 765 code for a protein of 254 amino acids. Lineage: Eukaryota; Fungi; Ascomycota; Sordariomycetes; Ophiostomatales; Ophiostomataceae. The transcript has a single exon. Gene Ontology annotation, biological process: allantoin catabolic process. The record is from RefSeq and is a predicted model, not a curated record.